UGGCCCCUGAGCAUCUCCUGCGCACCUUUUCAUUCCUGCACGCUCACGGAUCUUAAAAGUCUACACUUUACUUCAUCUUCAUCGUGCUUGCUCCAGAAAGAGAUUAAAACUUUUGCAAAGAGGCUUUUGAACAUUUUUGGGAGUUGACAGAGACGCGAUUCCUGGAAGAGUUUUCCUUCAUUUUUCCCCCCAAACCACGUCUUUCCAUCCCUCGAGAAGUUUUAAAAAGUAAAGCCCUUGUUAGUUCCAGGGCUCGACUUCACUUUUUCCACGUGCCCCACGGUGUCCCAGCUUUUGACAUAAUUGUGUUACCUUGAGAUUUUUUGCUUGCCUUCAAGUUUGACACUUAAAAAACAACAACUUCAUUUUAAGUUACUGACCCACAAACGAGACCAAACAUGAGAUACCGAGCAUCCCCAGUCUUGUGUGAUUACCGUCCUAAAUGCUUGAAUCAUUAAAACAAAGUGAGUUUUAAUGGUUUUUAUUUUUUCCACUUUACAAGCUGAUGUGUGAUACUGAAGAUACGGGGAGCCGGGCAGCACAGCUCACCUGUAGCAUCUCCUCCGCUCAGUCGACACUCUGAUUUGCACUUUUUACGCAGAUGAACGCCACUUUGUGACUAUUUUAAGACAGAGACUCAAUCUAUCUGAAAAGGACUGCACACAGUUCAUUCAUUCUGAAAACACAACCGACUCUUGUCAAUUGCAGGGGGCUUUGGAGUGCGUAAAGGAGAGUUGCAUUUUACGCCAAAACCCCCCAAAACUUUUAUCCAACUUUUAAAUCGCCCCGGGGAUCCAGAUCUUCCAGAUUUCAUCACGAAUACAAAGUUUAAAGAAACUUCAGCGCAACUUUUACCAUUUUUAAAAAAAAAGUCAUCCUGAGCUCCAGAGAGGCAGCCAGACUCUCCAUCAUCAUGCUGUUCGACAGUUUCGACCUCGUUUCGGCUCUGGCCACUCUGGCCGCCUGCCUGGUGUCCAUGGCUCUGCUCCUCGCCGUCUCCCAGCAGCUGUGGCAGCUUAGAUGGACGGCCACGCGGGAUAAAAACUGCAAACUCCCCAUGCCUAAAGGAUCCAUGGGCUUCCCGUUCAUCGGCGAGACCUGCCACUGGCUCUUGCAGGGUUCAGGCUUCCACGCAUCGCGGAGGCAGAAGUACGGCAAUGUGUUCAAGACCCACCUGCUGGGCCGCCCUCUGAUCCGGGUGACUGGCGCAGAGAACGUGCGCAAGGUGCUGAUGGGGGAGCACACGCUGGUGACGGUGGACUGGCCGCAGAGCACCUCCACGCUGCUGGGACCCAACUCGCUGGCCAACAGCAUCGGAGACAUCCACCGCAAGAGGAGAAAGGUGUUUGCCAAAGUGUUCAGCCAUGAGGCCUUGGAGUCCUACCUCCCGAAAAUCCAGCAGGUCAUCCAGGAGAGCCUCCGAGUAUGGAGCUCCAACCCCGAGCCCAUCAACGUCUACAGGGAGAGCCAGAGGUUGUCCUUCACCAUGGCAGUGCGGGUGCUGCUGGGAUUUAGGGUGUCAGAGGAGGAGAUGAGACAUCUGUUUUCAACCUUCCAGGACUUUGUUGAUAACCUGUUCAGCCUUCCAAUAGACCUGCCGUUUAGUGGCUACAGGAAGGGUAUCCGCGCACGAGACACUCUGCAGAAAAGCAUAGAGAAAGCCAUCAGGGAGAAGCCGCUGUGCUCCCAGGGCAAGGAUUAUAGUGAUGCGCUGGAUGUCCUGCUGGAGAGCGCUAAAGAGAAUGGCUCUGAGCUCACCAUGCAGGAACUUAAGGAGUCGACAAUCGAGCUGAUCUUUGCUGCCUUCGCCACGACAGCCAGCGCCAGCACCUCGCUCAUCAUGCAGCUCCUCCGCCACCCCGCUGUCCUGGAGCGCCUGAGGGAGGAGCUGAGAGCCAGGGGUCUUCUCCAUAAUGGCUGCCUCUGCCCUGAAGGAGAGCUGAGGUUGGACACCAUUGUGAGCCUCAAGUACCUGGACUGUGUCAUCAAAGAGGUCCUGAGACUCUUUUCGCCAGUCUCAGGGGCCUAUCGAACCGCCAUGCAGACCUUUGAACUUGACGGAGUCCAGAUUCCAAAGGGCUGGAGUGUGAUGUACAGCAUUCGGGACACCCACGACACCUCAUCUGUCUUCAAGGACGUGGAGGCCUUUGACCCUGACCGCUUCAGCCAGGAGCGGGGAGAAGACAAAGAGGGGCGCUUCAACUACCUGCCAUUCGGCGGUGGAGUCCGGUCCUGCCUGGGCAAGCAGCUCGCCAACCUCUUCCUUCGCAUCCUCGCUAUUGAGCUGGCAUGCACAAGCCGUUUUGAGCUGGCCACCCGGCAGUUCCCUCGCGUGAUCACGGUACCUGUGGUCCACCCUGUCGACGGGCUGAAGGUCAAGUUCUACGGCUUGGACUCCAACCAGAACGAGAUCAUGGCCAAGUCGGAAGAGCUGCUGGGAGCGACUGUUUGAAGGGCAGAGAGUUAACGAGUAGGGAGGGUGAGUGAUCGAAGAAGUCUUUAGGGAGAAGACUGAAGGAAGAAAAGAAAGAAUUUCACAGUUAUUUUUUCUUCUCCACCUUUGCUCUGCCAAGUUGGAGGUUCCUUUUCAGACUAAAAGAAAAGCGGAAGGCUUUGUCUCGUUACAACUGAUGAUGAUCGGGACUUUCCUCUGAUAAAGGAAGAAGCUGCCAAAAAAGUUCUUAAUCAUGCUCUAUAAUGGGUAUUUUUUAAAAGAAAUAUACAAACAAAAUGUAUGUACAAAAAAGCUAUGUAAUAUAAUUUGAAAGAGAAUGUGGGUAGUGCACAAUGGGAGAGAGAGAGGUAUGGUGGUACAUUUGGUGAAAUGAAGUGCUGAAAAGAAAAAGUAAAGAUGGUUGUGGAAGGAAGGUGAGAUGGAUGAAACAGGGUAUAGGAUGAGAGAAUAUAUUUUAGCAUUUUGCUUGUGCUUAAUCAGAUGCAGUGAAACAUUUCAGAUGUCAAGCAGGGUAAAAGAGACGGAUAUGUAGUCUGAAAGGUCUAGAUUUUCUGGUCAAAAUUGCUAGAUUUCGAGCAAGAAUUCAUCCAGAUUCAACUUGUGUUUUGUGCUUUUUUGAAAAAGAUUUGAAAGAAUGACAGAAAUCAGUAGUGGCUUUGUGUUUUCCAUCAAAGGUCCAUUGCAAUUCUAAUUGUUUACUAGCUUACAGAUGCAGUCAAGUGUAUAAUAGCACAUUGGGUAUCAGGUUGUGGCACAGAUAGAGUGCGUUGCUGAGCUUGUCAGAUUGGCUCUGUACCAUAAUGCAGUCCAUACUUUGACUUGCUUAAACUUGUACUUCUAAUUAGGGUCAAGUAUCAAUUCAGGCAGUGAAGGAAAGGGUUGCGCUUAGAAAUAAGGGAUAUAGUUGUGGUGGGGAAGAUUUACCAGCUGCAUAUUUUAAGGGGAGAAACACAACAUUUUGAAUUGAUGUAAAUGGGCAAUUUGUUAAGUUUUAUGUCCUCCUUUCCUGCUGUUUUUUUUCACAAUGCUGCCUCUUUUAUUUAAGAUCCCAUAUUGCUUCUUUUUAUGCGUUGUAAAGUAGGAUAAACAUCAGUUAUCACAUGACAAACAUCAAGGGUAAGAAUUGCAGAGCUCAUUUUAAAAUUACAGUAAUGAAUAGAGGAACAAGGGAGUUUUUAGAUUAAGUAAAUGUUCAGGGUCUUUGUUGAGGAGGUAAAUCCUUGCUGGAAGAUCGAUGCCAUCAUUAUGGCUUUUACAUUCUCCAAACUUAAAAUCUGGAUAAAACCCUAAAAUGUCAAGACAAAUGCAAACUGCACUCAAUCUAAAAAAAAAGCAUUAAGAGGCUAUGCUAUCCUACAGUCUUAUUAUCUUUAUCUUCAGUGAAAACCUUGCAUUACCCUCUCUUCUUCAGUCUCUGCUACCCACAACUUGCCCAGCAUUAAAUCAAAAUGUUGCCCAUAUAUAUAAUCUUGGUGGUGUGUGAACUCAGGUGCAGAGUAGACAUUGUGGUGAAUAGCAAAUAAGCCUUUGCUUUUUGAUAUUUAACUCUGACCGCACAUAAAUAAUUAUGAUUUUUUUUUGAAAAGCUGUCAAUUAUUUUGCUUUCUGUCCAUGUAAACAAAAAUAUAUCAGGGGUUUCAAAUAGGGCUUACUCUCACUUGACGUAUUACCUUCUGCAACCAUUUUGUACCCCCCCCUAAGGAAGCAGUUUUGGUGGUGCAAGCAGGAUCAGCUAACAGGAAUUCGUAGUUGGCAUCUCACACGAAAAAGUAACUGAAUCAAGGUCAAACAGUAAUGAGGUCCAGGUCUGCUUUGUAAACUCUCUCAAACUGUGCUUUGAUACAUAAACUACACUUUCAAGUUGCAUUGAGAUUGUACUCUCUCAGACGGUGACUUUUAUCCCGCAACAAGGACAAUAUAAAGAACUUGUUCCGACAAACUGCCACAACUUCCUGAGCUGGACGAGGAGAAAAGAUAGAGGGAUAAGGUGGAGAGGAGAAACCGACAUACAUGCUGCUUGAGUGUUGCAUUGUCAUUCCGUGUUUGUUUAUUUGUGUGCUUUUUUUUAUUCCCCCCCCCUCCUUGGGGCAGCCAUUUUGAGUUCUGUGGCGAAGUUCGACAUUCUGUCUUGCUGCUCCUCCAAUCAACGCUAAGAAUGCAAAACAAAAUAAAUUCCAUGGUUGAAGCAACUUUAUUAGCUAAAAGAGAUUUAUUGUUUGAGGUGAUUGCACAAUCAGAACUCUCAGAGCUUUGUGUGUUCCA
Micropterus dolomieu (smallmouth bass) is the source of this 4717-nucleotide messenger RNA. It is a transcript of the gene cyp26b1, whose product is annotated as cytochrome P450 26B1. The transcript is spliced from 7 exons. NCBI's taxonomy places the organism in Eukaryota, Metazoa, Chordata, Actinopteri, Centrarchiformes, Centrarchidae. The record is from RefSeq and is a predicted model, not a curated record. Gene Ontology annotation, biological process: sterol metabolic process. Gene Ontology annotation, molecular function: heme binding; iron ion binding; monooxygenase activity. Bases 914 to 2452 code for a protein of 512 amino acids.